AUGAGUAUCAAAUAUCUGUCAUUUUCACCUCAAUUGGGAUAUGUUCUUGGUUUUGCAAACCCUCAACAUGUCCAAAAUAAUGAGAUUGCCAAGUAUGGGUGUGAUUUAAGAGGAGGGUUUUCUAGCUUUGCAAUCUACGCAAAGGGACUUACUGAAAAUAUGAUUGUUGGAAAUUCUCUCAGCUCCUUACUCCGAAUCGCUUCUCCUUUCCUCCUCUAUCCUACUCCUCUCAUCUUCUCCUCUCUGAUACUACUCCUCUCCUCAUUCUCCUUCUUUCUCCUCCCAAUCUUAUCUUCUCUAUUUUUUCCUCCUCCUCCUCCUUCCUACUCCUCCCAUCUGCUCUGA
Molecule: messenger RNA, 345 nt
Organism: Meloidogyne enterolobii
Lineage: Eukaryota; Metazoa; Nematoda; Chromadorea; Rhabditida; Meloidogynidae
Source: the annotation of a GenBank genome assembly